CUCGCAUAAUAUUUUCUUCCAGGGCUUAGGGUUCUUCCGUCAUGGUCGAAGGCGCGCGCUCCAUCGCGAAAGAACCCACGCGUCCUCGACCGCAAUCCAGGAUUCCAGCGUCGUGGGAGCUAGCUCCAUAGCGAGGUAAUCGUUUCUUCCUGGGAGAUUUCGGGAGAUUUCCCAUCAUCGACACAAGAAAGACUCAAGAACAAGAAAGAAAGAAUGCUGGCUGUGGCGCUGCCGCUAGAAUCCACGCUGUUUCUCAACAGCAAGAAGCAGCAGCUCCGAGCAAGCUCCAGCUCCACAUUCUUCUCCGGCGCUGGCGGGAACCGCAGGAAUUUCAUCGCGAUUCCUUCCACUCAUCGCCACGUCCAGCGGCUCCCCGUUGUGACCGCCACGGUGAAGCGGACCAAAGACUACGUCCUGGACAAGGUAGUGGAGCGAGAAAAAAAGGUGAAAGUGGUGAACAAGGUGAAGAACAUCCUGGUAAAGCAGCCCGGGAAGGUGAUGUCCCUGCGAGAUCUUGGGCGAUACAGGCACUACAUUGGCUUGCAAGCCAAGAGGAGGUUCGUAUCACUGCUUCGCAAGUUUCCGGGGGUGUUUAUCAUCUUCGAGGAGGGAGCUGGGUGUAUGUACUGUAGGCUUACCGCCAGCGCCGAGGCUCAGUACAAGGAAGAGAUGGAACUUAGAAAACAGCUAGAGGAUUCCGCGGUCUUCAGGCUCCGGAAGUUCUUGAUGAUGUCCGUGGAUAGAAGGAUCCUGGUGUCGAAGAUCAUCCAUCUCCGGCACGACUUGGGCUUGUCCGAUGGUUUCCACACGCAGUUCCCGGCCAAGUAUCCCGAGUACUUUAAGCUGGUUGAUACCGCCAUGGGACCAGCGCUGGAAGUUAACAAGUGGGAUCCCGAGCUGGCCGUGACGUUCGAGCAGAAGAAGCUGGAGGCGACACCGCAGGAAGACUACGAGGAGAUCACAGUGAGCGGAAGAGUUCCAAAGUUUCCCAGGCUGACACUUCCUAGAGGCUACAAGCUUCCCCGGAAGGAGAAGGAGAAGCUCCUCAAGUUCCAGCAGGUGCCUCUCCUAUCCCCGUACGACGAUUCGAGGGACUUGAAUCCAGCGUCCAAGCAGGCCGAGAAGCGCGCCGUGGCGCUGGUGCAAGAGCUCCUGCACCUCACUCUCGAGAAGAAGACGCUGGUGGACCACCUCACGCACUUCCGGUCCGACUUCAAGUUCUCGCAGAGGCUGCGAGGGAUGCUCAUCCGGCACCCCGAGAUCUUCUACGUCUCCUUCAAGGGCCAGCGCGACUCGGUGUUCUUGAGGGAAGCGUACAACGAGAACUCCCAGCUCCUGGAGAAGGAUCCGCUGGUGCUCGCAAAGGAGAAGCUGGCAGCGCUUGUUAAGAUCGACAAGAGCGCGAUGAAAGUGCUCGACGAGAGCGAGAGCGGCAGCGAAGACGACGAUGGCAGCUGGUCCGACGACGAGGAUAUGUCGCCCGAGACGAGGGAGUUCCUCGAGGAGCGCCGGAGGAGGAGAGAAGUUAUGAUCGCCUUGAGACCCAAAGUGGAGCCUUGGUAAGCACUAAAGGUACGUCCAUGGUAUGCGGUCAAGCGAUUCUAUAACCUUUCCAGAUUAUCCGAGAGUUUUCUUAGAGAAUGAUAAUAUAACUCUGUGGUGGCUAACCGCAUUCUUCUUCUUAUCCUUGUAGUUGCGGCCCCACUUUUCCAGCCGCCAUGAAAGCCGCGAGUUUACUCACGGCCGCAGCCGCCACUUACACGUAUGUAUUUAAUGGACUUUCUUCUCUCUUGAGCGCCAUAUAGUUUCCAUUCGAAUUCCAGGAUCAAAGCAAAGCAUCCGGCGAAGAAGAAUCGCGUUGCUCACAAGCAAAGUAGCGGACAAUGGUUGGGCUUAUGGGAAAGUUUUGGGAUGGUGUGCUUGAUCGGCCCCGAGCCAAGCAAGCUGGUGAUGGUAAGCUCGCUCGCUCACUCUCUCUCUCUCUCUCUCUCCAGAUUGCUAAUUGGUUUUCUUGGUAUCGCCAGAGAUGGCUGCGAAGAAAGAAAGAAAUGUGGAAGUUCCCAAGGAGAAUGUUUCCCGGAAGAUCAUCCUGGUCAGGAAGAACACGCCAUUGAGCUCGUCGCUGUCUCUCCCGUCCUGGCGAGACGUUCUACAGAAGAUGGAAGAAUCCGCAGCAUCCAUGACUACUUUCGAAUCACUAUUGGAAGUCUGUUCCUGCUGAAACAAAGAAAUGUAGCAAAGUUUCUUGUAAAAAUCACUCAAUACAGGUCGCGUAAAAUCUAGUC
Molecule: messenger RNA, 2285 nt
Organism: Selaginella moellendorffii
Lineage: Eukaryota; Viridiplantae; Streptophyta; Lycopodiopsida; Selaginellales; Selaginellaceae
Product: protein WHAT'S THIS FACTOR 1 homolog
Exons: 2
Coding region: 214-1563 (449 amino acids)
Molecular function (GO): RNA binding
Source: RefSeq, a predicted model, not a curated record